Molecule: messenger RNA, 1316 nt
Organism: Myotis brandtii (Brandt's bat)
Lineage: Eukaryota; Metazoa; Chordata; Mammalia; Chiroptera; Vespertilionidae
Product: protein phosphatase 1 regulatory subunit 7
Exons: 11
Coding region: 143-1180 (345 amino acids)
Molecular function (GO): protein binding
Source: RefSeq, a predicted model, not a curated record
AAGGGAAAAAGCAGAGCAGCCGUAUAGUGGCAGACCUCAGCGAGCACAGCCUGAAGGAUGGAGAGGAGCGGGGGGAAGAAGAACCAGCAGAACGUGGGCCUGUGAACUGGGCUGGUUUUCUUGACCAAAUGGAUAGUGGAGCAUGGAUGAAGUUGACAGGCGGGUCGAGUCUGAAGAAUCGGGCGAUGAAGAAGGGAAAAAGCAGAGCAGCCGUAUAGUGGCAGACCUCAGCGAGCACAGCCUGAAGGAUGGAGAGGAGCGGGGGGAAGAAGAACCAGCAGGACAAGAGCUGCCUGUGGAUAUGGAAACCAUUACCCUGGACAGAGAUGCAGAGGACAUUGACCUGAAUCACUACCGCAUUGGAAAAAUUGAAGGAUUUGAGGUUCUGAAGAAAGUGAAGACUCUCUGCCUCCGUCAAAAUCUAAUUAAGUGCAUUGAGAACCUGGAGGAGCUGCACAGCCUCCGAGAACUGGACCUGUAUGACAACCAGAUCAAGAAGAUAGAGAAUCUGGACACACUAACAGAGCUGGAGAUUCUAGAUAUUUCUUUUAAUCUACUGAGAAACAUUGAAGGGGUUGACAAGUUGACAAAACUGAAAAAGCUCUUCUUGGUCAACAAUAAAAUCAAUAAAAUUGAGAACUUGAGCAACUUACGUCAACUGGAGAUGCUGGAGCUGGGAUCCAACCGCAUCCGGGCCAUUGAAAAUAUCGACACGUUAACCAAUUUGGACAGUUUGUUUUUGGGGAAAAACAAGAUCACUAAACUUCAAAACCUGGAUGCACUCUCCAACCUGACAGUCCUCAGUAUACAGAGCAACAGGCUGACCAAGAUGGAGGGUCUGCAGAGCCUGGUAAACCUGAGGGAGCUGUACCUCAGCCACAACGGCAUCGAAGUGAUAGAAGGCCUGGAGAACAACAACAAACUCACGAUGCUGGACAUUGCGGCAAACAGAAUUAAAAAGAUUGAAAAUAUCAGCCAUCUAACAGAGCUGCUGGAAUUCUGGAUGAAUGACAAUCUCCUCGAGAGCUGGAGCGACCUGGACGAGCUGAAGGGAGCCAAGAACCUGGAGACAGUAUACUUGGAGGGGAACCCCCUGCAGAAGGACCCACAGUACCGACGGAAGGUGAUGUUGGCACUGCCCAGCGUGCGGCAGAUCGACGCCACCUUCGUCAGGUUCUGACCCUCCUCGCCCUCACUUGCUCUUUCUCUCCAAAAGAACUUCCUGGCCACGGUUUUUUAAUCCACCCGUUGCUCCUGAAAUCAUCACUAUCAACGGUCACAACCCAAUGGCAAUAAAAAGGCACUGAGUGAUCACU